This is a messenger RNA of Lachancea mirantina, 1854 nucleotides long. Lineage: Eukaryota; Fungi; Ascomycota; Saccharomycetes; Saccharomycetales; Saccharomycetaceae. The record is from the annotation of a GenBank genome assembly.
AUGAGCAAAUAUUCAAACCAAAAAGAUCCCAGUGCACUGAAUAUCAAAGAUCUAGAGAACAUAAUCGAGCCGGAUGAUUCAACGGCACCCGUGAUCGAUGCCAAUAGCCAGCACCCGGGGCUGGCGACAGUGAACGAUGCGAAUUCCGUGAUAGAAGAUAUUGUGAAUCCGUCCUUGGACCCGGCCAUGAUGAUGCCACAGCCUAGAACUGCGUCGCAAGAAAUAACGCAGUUCUCUCCUUCGAUUCCGGUUGCUUCGCUCGCUCCCCACGACCAAAAUAUCGUGCGACGCGGGACACCCGUCGGGAUUUACCAACCACAGGGAAGUCCAAGCGCCGGGCAGGCCCAACUUCACGAAAAUUUACUUUCAGACACGCUACUCAUGCCCUACCGAACCAGAUUUUUGCAGAACCCCAAUCACAGACCAAGCCCGCCUCCAAACAAGAGAAAACUCACUGCUACCAAGACAAGACCUGCCUUCAUCAACAAACUGUGGUCCAUGGUGAACGACACUACGAAUCAGAAGUUAAUCAAGUGGAGCGACGAUGGCAAAUCUUUCAUUGUGACGAAUAGAGAAAAAUUCGUGCACGAAAUUCUGCCGAAGUACUUCAAACACUCAAAUUUUGCCUCGUUUGUGAGGCAAUUGAACAUGUACGGCUGGCACAAGGUACAAGACGUGCGAUCCGGGUCUAUCCAAGGAAGUUCAGAUGAACGAUGGCAGUUCAAGAACGAUCACUUCGUGCGAGGCCGCGAGGAAAUGCUAGAUGAGAUCGUCAGGCAGAAGCCUAGCUCCAACAGCAACAACAAUAACAACAGCAAAGACUCGUUUGGAACCCAAACCAAUGAAGAUAUGGACAUUGGAAUUAUGCUGAAUGAAUUAGAAACGGUCAAAUUCAACCAAAUGGCGAUCGCAGAAGAUCUCAAGCGAAUGUCGAAGGACAACGAGAUGUUGUGGAAAGAGAACAUGCUUGCCCGUGAAAGACAUCAGGCGCAGCAACAGGCGCUGAACAAAAUUCUCCAUUUGCUGGCUUCGCUUUUGGGCUCCAACACGACCAAGCUUCUUGGCGGCGACUUGAUCAACGAGCUUACACGCACGAACUCUAAUAUGGAAAACCAAGCAGCAGCACACCCCUGGGACCCAACCCACGCGGCCCCGAUUGCAAGGCCGCGUUUGCUUUUGAAAAACAGAACCACGCCCGUUCCUACUUCGCCAGAUGAGGGUUCCAUCUAUCAUACAAACAGCAGAAACGCCUCAGCUUCUACGAUGCCGCAGACGGCAGGAAUUUCACCCAUACAGGAGCUUGACCGGUGGUCAAUUCACCAGCCGUCUACAGCGAGUGAGGCCACGUCCCCAGGUUUCGGCAGCUCUCGGAUCUCGGAAGUGCCGUUCGAGCCGCAGUCGCCCGCCGUUGACACGACAUUCUUGAACGACCUCCAAACCAACAUAAAGCACCAAGGAGAGUCAAUCCAGGAACUUCAGGACUGGAUAUCGCGCAUCUCACCAGAUGAAGAUCCUCAUGGUGGCGCUCAUCACUCAGAGCCGGAGCAACACGCCGCGAGUCACGUGACCAUGCUACCCGACUCAUCUACAAUGGGCUCUGGCCCAGGUUCGGGUUCCGGCCAUGGCACCGCUUCUGUCUACGAAGAUACAGCAGCGUCUACACAGCCUGCUCACGCCAAGUUCGAUCUUCAGGACUACCUUUCGACCCCCGCCAACACUGCACUUACACCACUUCUCCAAGAAGAAUCUCCAGCAGGUUCUCCAGCCCAAAUGGACGACAAUCCGAAGUCCCGAAAGCGUUCGGACGCCGAAAUCCAGGAAUUACCGAACCCUACCAAAAAACAGCAUUUAUGA